This is a messenger RNA of Lytechinus pictus (painted urchin), 5579 nucleotides long. RefSeq names its product pyridoxal kinase-like. Bases 514 to 1425 code for a protein of 303 amino acids. The transcript has 7 exons. The record is from RefSeq and is a predicted model, not a curated record. Gene Ontology annotation, cellular component: cytosol. Gene Ontology annotation, molecular function: pyridoxal kinase activity. NCBI's taxonomy places the organism in Eukaryota, Metazoa, Echinodermata, Echinoidea, Temnopleuroida, Toxopneustidae. Gene Ontology annotation, biological process: pyridoxal 5'-phosphate salvage.
AGUCGGAGCUCGGCCAGGCCCCGGGCGCGGGCGCGGGCAAUCAAUGACUCUCUCACUCUGCUGCUAGCUGCGAGGCGAGGCGGGACACUGGCCGUGAUAUUACCUGGGCAGUGGCUUUUCCAAUGCCUUGAGCAGCUGCCGUCACUACUGCAACCUUUCCAGCUAAACGAGACAUUCUCUGACCUCUUAAACCAGACUAAGUUACAAUAUUCGAGACCCUCCUCCACUUUUUUGGGGGCAAGCAGAAACUUCUUAGUCUUACGUCCACGUGACUUGUCACGUGAUCGCGAUCGCUAGAACUUCAUUAUUACACAAGGAAAGUGCAUUGUGACUGCACUGCAUGCACUCCUUUGCAUCUGCUUUCAGUCCCAUAAACUAUCAUCAAUUUCUCGUGUUGCAACGGGCUACAAGUACAACGCUGCGUUACAUUGGUUGAGCUAUCUAUUUUGAUUGAAUCAUUGCCGUGUGGCCUUGCUGUUGUUGUUUAAGAUAAAGUUAAGAAGAUAUUAAAACAUGGCUCUACCUGACCACAGAGUGAUUUCGAUUCAAAGUCAUGUUGUCUCGGGAUAUGUUGGAAACAAGUCGGCUGUUUUUCCUAUGCAGGUUUUAGGAUAUGAAGUUGAUGCGGUCAAUUCCGUCCAGCUAUGCAGCCACACUGGCUACAAACAUUUCCAAGGUCAAGUCCUGAACGAUUCUGAUUUAAAGACUCUCUUUGAAGGCCUGAAACUGAAUGACAUUCAUCGAUACUCACAUCUCCUUACAGGCUACGUGGGAUCAGAGUCCUUCCUGUACGAGGUCAUAAGAACAGUUAAAGAGUUAAAAGAAGCUAACUCUUCCAUCACCUAUGUGUGUGAUCCGGUGCUAGGUGACGCUGGUCAGUUCUAUGUGCCCAAGGAACUGAUGCCGAUCUACAGGGAUCAACUCUUGCCUCUAGCUGAUAUCAUUACUCCAAACCAGUUUGAAGCAGAGUUGUUAUCGGGUGUAACCAUCACUAAUCAAGAGUCUGCUCUGAAAGCUCUAGGUAUCCUUCAUGAUAAGGGUGUUGCGACAGUUGUACUGAGCAGCUAUGAAGCUGGCAAUGAAGAAACGUUAGUCACCCUUGCUUCAACACGAAAAGGAAAUGACAAGAGAGUGUGUCGUCUGGAGUUCCCCCGUAUGAACUGUAUAUUCACCGGGACUGGUGACCUAUUAUCAGCUCUCUUACUUGUAUGGACAGAUAAACAUCCAGAUAAUUUAUUGCUUGCCUGUGAGAAAGCUCUGUCUACAAUGCAAGCAGUCUUGAAGAGAACAUUGGAAAGUGCACAAGCUCUGGCAGGACCAGGCAACAUGCCAUCACCAGCCCAGCGGGAACUACGUCUCAUCAAUUGCAAGAAUGUUAUAGAAAAUCCUCCAACUCUCGUCCAAGGAAAGUACCUAGAUCUUUGAUGACAAUUUUUAUCCAUUUAUUCAGUAAGGAAGAUGAUUUUAAUGAUUUAAAAGUGAAAUAUUUUUAUAUGGAUGUGUAAUAAUGCCCCUCAAAAUUUUGAGUGGUUCAAUGUUAGUGAAGAAUUUGAAGUCUCUUGUUACUCUAUGGUAAUAUGUGCAUGGGUAUUAUAUGUGGCAGUCUUCUUGAAAAUGUUAGGAUUCAAGAGAUCCAAGAUGUUUAUCGUCUGCUUACAUACACACAAAGUCAUUCUCCUCUGGCAAUGAAUUAAAGUGACGGAAGUUAAAAUAAAACACUUUCUUCAUAAUAAAAUGUGCCUAUUUUAAAGUGGGACAUACGUAUUGCAUAUUGCACUGUGCUGGGAUCAAAAGACCCUGUACACAAAUAUUUAAAGCUCUUUCUGCCACUGAGAAUAUAUUGAAAGAUGAAAUAAAUAUUUUUAUAUUUAAAAAAAUAUGGUAUAUUGUGGCAAGUAUGGUUUACUAGAGGUAUUAUGGUUUUAGGCUGUCCGUCCAUCUCGUUUCUGUUCUCAUAAUGAUUAAAGAACCGUUUGAAGGAUCAACUUCAACUAAUGGAGUGAUAGGGCCUAUGCGCUAUACAAAAGCACCAUACUAUUAUGUAUGAAAUUAUAAUUCUUCAUUUGAACUAUUUGUAAUAUACUUUGAAAUAUGAAAUGGAAUCGUUCUUGUACAGGCUUUUAUCAAAGAUGUAUUCAUUGAGUGAGACUUUACAUUAUGAUUUUUUUAUAAUGUUUUGAGGGAAUUACAUGUAUGUAAUUCAUCACAUGCCAUAGGAAAUCAAGCUUUGACUAUUUUUGUUCGGUGGGACCAAUAGAUUACUUUUUGCACAUUUAACAGGUAAUUAUAAUAUGUGUUAUUCACAUCCAUUAGGUAUUGGCUGAAUUCACAUUAAGGCAAUUCCAUGAAAUAUGUACAUCUGGGCUCUGUCUUACAAAGAGUUACGAUUAAUCCGAUCAACCACAACUGUGGACGGCCAGCAACAUCAACAUAUAUUAUGCAUGUUUGUUCAAAAUAUUUUCUAGCUAUAAUGUAUAUUCAUGCAUUCAUUAUUUUCUUGAAAAUUCACUGCGUUUCACUUUGCAUAUAAAGGACAUUGUGCAAAUUUUCGUAGAAAAAAUUAUGACACUGAUGGAUUUCCAUAGAGUUACGAUUGAUCGGAUCAAUCGUAACUCUAGACGGGGUCCUGGGCUCCAUCUUACAAAGAGUUGCGAUUGAUCCGAUCAACCACAACUAUGGAUGGCCAGCAUCGUCAACAUCUAAAAUGCAUGUUUGAUCAAAAUAUUUUCUCGAUUUGAUUUAUAUUCAUACAUUCAUUGUUUUUUUUUUUUCAUUCAGUGUGCUCCUCUUUGUUUAUAAAGGACAUUCAGGACAUUUUUUGUAGAAAAAAUUAUGACAUUGAUGAUUUCCAUACGGUUGAGGUUGAUCGAAUCAAUCGUAACUCUGCGUAAGACGGGGCCCUGGCCUUUUACCUGUGGUCUUCUUGAAAUGAUUAUAUCAUAGCUCUUUAGUUCGAUGAAAAGUUCUAAUGCCUUCAAAUUAUGAUAGCUUGAUCAAUUUAUGAAGUGAAGCAACAGUGGAGAGAUUGGGGGAUGGAAGGACAAAUGGUCAAUUAUUUUAUGGCAUUGCCUACUAAGUCAAUUUCCAUUAGAUCAAUCCCCAUCCUUUCACUUAUAAAGGGUGUUGGUACACUAAAGCAGGGUCCUGUUGCUUUAAAAGUUUUAUUAUUGUAACUUUGACAUCCAAUGGAAACUUCAUUGAAAGCCUUGAUUUUGAUUGGCUGUUGAUCAGCGUUACCAUGGUAUUUACCAUUGGAUGGCAAAGUUACCAUAAUAGUAACUUUUCUGCAAUGGGGCCCUGGUCUACUAAUAUCCUGGUCUAAAUUUUCUUCAGGUGUUGGCAUGAUUGAUGCAUACAAUGAUUGGAGAAUAUUUCAGUGCACUUGAUGGUUAAUUUCCUUAUGGUACUUUAAAUACUACUAAUAGUAGGUAUUCAUAUAGCACCUUCUAUCAUGAAAUAAUCUAUUCCUUGGCACUCUCUAGUCAUUACUCUAGCUUUAGCUCGAGCUGCCUUCAAGAAUUCAGUGCAUUCUGGGAACUAAUCCUGCCAGAUUACUUCUACUUUCUAUUUCGUCUCAUCCCACCAGAUCUAAUCCUAGUGAGGUUUAUAUACAUGUACUAACUUUUUGGUCUAAUUGCAGUUUUGCCCAUUCAUCACUCUGUUGAAUUUCCAGCUGCACCCAAUUCCUUAGACCAAAAGCUUCAGUCUCUGUAUUUUGGUUGUUCCACUGAACUGCGUUGGCUCCACUCACCAAUACAUAUAGUAAAAUGUCAGAAAUUGUUAAAUAAAUCCCCAGAAACGACGGUUAUUCCUGUCUACCCUUUCCUCUAAUAUCUCCUUGAUCUAACACCACUUGCUAUAUGUAUGUGGUUAGAUGAACUGUUUAUAAACCAAAUUUUCAUGAGAAAAAGUGAAAAAUAAUAAGUAGACCGAGUGUAAAUGUGACCAACUUGGCAUUAGACUAAAUUAGGUGUAGAAGUGUUGUGGCUCAGUAGAUAAGUCUCUGAACUUUAACCACAAAGUCUGGGGUUCAAAUCCCACUGCAGCAUGCACUCAUGUCUUUUGGUGUUUAUCUACAUUUGCCUGGUGUAGUAAAUGGGUACCCGGUAGGAAGGAAUUCCUUCAAUGCUCGAGUGCCCGAUCAGGGUAGCCAUGCCAAAGUCGGGGUAAAAAUAUGCAGCGCUUAGAAACAUUGUAUUAAGUACCAUUUAAAUGUUGCAUAUAAAUAUUACUAUUAAAUUACUAUUGACGUAGGCGCGUCGUGGUCUAGUGGUCCUGACUCUCGCCUUUCAAACAGAGGGUCGUGGGUUCGAAUCCUAGACAUGGCAUGUUUUCCUUCAGCGAGAAAUUUAUCCACACUGUGCUGCACUCGACCCAAGUGAGGUGAAUGGGUACUUGGCAGAAUUAUUUCCUUGAAUUCACUGAGCGCUGGUGAUGGUAGCUCGAGCUAAAGCUGGGGUAAUAAUAGCAGCGCUUUGUAUCCUCAGGCAAAAAGCACUUUAUAAAUCCAGCUAUUGGAUAUAUGGAUAGAAACCUAAAAAAGGAGAUUUAAUCCCAUCUCCCUCUGCAAAUCAGAAUCAUUUUGAAAAAUUGAGUUUGGAUAUUUCAUGGAAUUAUUGACUGGGAUUAUGCACAAAAUAAAGGAAAUUUAAUAAUGAAAAGGUUUAAUCUGAUGUCCUGGUAUGUACAGGGUUUUUCUCUUACAAGAUAUUUUUUCUUGGUUUUUAUUUAAUAUUAUGGUCUUCAUGGUACUAUGAUAGUAUUAACUACAACAGUUGAAAGGAAACCCUUUUCAGAGAUAGUUAUCAGAGUGACGACAUAUAUAUGUAUUGAUUACGGGUAAGCUCUUGGUACUGAUAAUAGUAUGACUAAAAUUGCUUAUUUGUUUUGAGACCAAAUACUUAGUGAAUCAUUCAGGCAUAGUAGAUCACAAACUGUUGAGGCCAGUCAGUAUUACAGUUUCCGCAGACACUGACGUGUGAAUCUGUCACUGUAAUUUGUAUUCACAUUCAUGUAGAGAUUUACUGAAAGAAUUCUUACAAAGACUGUAAAAAUGAGUUGAAAUUUUGUCAUUUCUGUAUUGUACAAGGUAAUUGUACCCAUAAUGAAACUUGACCAAUUUGGGGGUGCACUCUUUUUUUUGACAUGGUAAAUUCAAACUCUUCUCGUUCAUCUAUGCAUGUACUUUUUCAUCUCGUCAUAGGUUUGAAUACGAGUAAGGGAAACUUUAUGAUAUAAAUGAUACAUUAAUCAUUUUGCCUACACUUGAGAAAAUAAUUGAGAAUGUUGGUUUCCUGUCUUAAUUACCAUAUGUUUGUACUUUAUUGCUUCAAAUAUGUGAGUUUUAGAUCAUUUUUUAAUGGAAUCAACAAUUUAUAGAUCAUUCUAUUGGGGGAAAAUGUAUAAUUUUUUCUAUUAAUAUUAUUGUAAAGAUAUUGAUAUGAUAGGCAGUAUGGGGUUAUUGUGUAUCUAGUUGGUGGAGUUUUAAUAUUUAUAGUUGAUUUGAUAAUUGUUUUGUGUUUCAUAAACCAAAUGUUUAAGGAGCACAAUAAAAUCAAAUUCUGAUGAAAUAAAGUUGA